CGUCAAUAUGAUAGACCGGUACUUGACCUCGGGGCUGAGUGCGCUGAACUAAUUAUCAAAGGCCCAUCGAGCGUUUCACCGCCGGGUUCACCCUCGUAGCUACUGCGCAGAAGCAUGACGCUAGCAGCGAUCAUCUUAUUAGAAGAGCCGUGACGAGGCUAGAGGGUCUACUUAGUUCGCGGCACUUUACCGUAAUCUGCAUAAACUAAGAUCGCUAAUCCGUCCGGUAAUGUCGUGUCGUCUUGUUUUCACGGGAAUUUUACACAUGUAGUUAGAGGCUCCAUCGAAGAGAUCUCGACGACCCCACUCCUUGCCCCCUAUUUCUCUUGGUCUUUCAUGCGCGAAGAUGCCGAAUAUCUUCUUUAUAUAUGCUGAAGUUCCGUACCUUAGAUGUUGGAAUAUCUACCUAUCCUUUCAACCGUACUCUUCUAUCUAUUCCAAAUAUCUUAAUCCGGUUACUUUAAUCCAUUCAGAACAAGAUGCUUUUGAACAUUUCCACCAGUGCGCUUUUGAAGCAUCUGGUUCUAUACCAGUUCAAAGCUAACGUCAGCACCGAGAUCGUGAAUGAGACGAAUAACCGGAUGCUUAGUCUAAAGGAAGGCUGCCUCACUCCCACCAAGCAACCGUACAUCAGGGAUCUCACCGGCGGCAAAGAAAUGUCUAUUGAGGGAGCAUCGCAAAAUCUCCAAUACGCUUUCACCGUGGAAUUCGCAUCGGUUGAGGACCGGAACUAUUACGUCAACAAUGAUUCGUAUCAUCAUGCUUUCAAGGCUUACGCAAUCCCGUAUCUAGAGAACUUCGUCAUUGUGGACUAUGUCGAGGGAGCCUUCUAAAAUUCUCAUACCUGGGUUAGCACGGGGUUAUCAUCUGAGAUCUUAGCAAGCUAGUAUUAUACCAAUAAUACCUAUAAUCCCUUACACAAGGAUGUAGG
Messenger RNA from Daldinia vernicosa, 931 nucleotides. RefSeq names its product stress responsive A/B barrel domain protein. Lineage: Eukaryota; Fungi; Ascomycota; Sordariomycetes; Xylariales; Hypoxylaceae. The coding region runs from base 480 to 833 and encodes 117 amino acids. The record is from RefSeq and is a predicted model, not a curated record. The transcript has 3 exons.